This is a messenger RNA of Dentiscutata erythropus, 1626 nucleotides long. The record is from the annotation of a GenBank genome assembly. NCBI's taxonomy places the organism in Eukaryota, Fungi, Glomeromycota, Glomeromycetes, Diversisporales, Gigasporaceae.
AUGGAUAAACAAGUUGAUGACCCUUCUCGAUUAGAACAAAAGUUAGAAAAUUUGCGAACAAAAAUGAGGACUGAAAGUCCGACAGGUGGUUCAAAAGGUAGCAGGCUUGACGAAUUGGAGAGUCGUAAUUUUACUUUGGAAGAAGAGGUUAAAGAUUUAAAAAUUCAAUUAAAUGAAAAACAAAAUGAGCUUUCCAAGACCCAAGAAUUGGUAAACAAGCGUACAGCUGAUUUAGAAAAGUCAAAAACGGAAUAUGAAGAAAAAUUGAAGAAAAUGCGAGGAAUAUUUAAUGCUGCAAACAAAACUAUAAAUGAGCUAAGACAAAAUGUAGCUUCUAAAAAUAAAGAGGUUGAAGAGUUGAAAGCAAAUAUAGAAAGUCUAGAAGAAAAAGAUCAAAAAACAAAAUCAACAGCAGAUGAAAGUCGAAAAUCGGUGGAAAAGUUGACAACAGAAAUGCAUAAUCAGGCGGCCAUGUAUAAUUCACAGAUAGAACAAUUGGAAUCAAAACUCCGACAAGCAACACAACAAACAACACAAAUUAAAUCAGAAUUUCAACAAUACAAGAUAAGAGCACAUACAUUGCUCGAACAAAAAAAUCUCAAUAACACUAAUGCAGAUAAUUCUAGACCAGAUGUAUCAGAAUUAACUGCUGCAAACAAAAAAUUGGAAACAGAUCUAAGCUUCAAAACUACCGAGUUAAAAUAUGCACAUAAUAGCAUUAAAGCAAUAGAAAAUGAUCUUAAACGUGCGCUCGAACUAAACGCUCAUCUUGAAAAAGAACUGGAAAAAACACAAAAAACAGCGCGUGAAAAUGCGGAUUCCGUUAAAGACUUACAGGAGAAAUUACAGGAACUUUCAAAGGAAAAUGUUACCUUGCAGGAAGCCCUUCAUGAAGCUAAAGCUAAUUAUACAGUCAGUGUUAAGGAUUUUGAUGAUAAACUUUUAAAGUCAACGGAUAUAAUUAAGAAAAAUCUUCAACAAAAACUGGAGGAAAAUGAGCAAUUGCAAUCAAUAUCAGAACAACUCGGUGAAGAGUUGACAAAGUUACGAGAAGAACUAUCACAACGUUCCGAACAAAUAGAUGACCUUAAGAAGCAACUUGCCGCUGCUGUUGUCAAAGCUCCACUAACUUUACGUACAAAUAUUCGAAAGGAUGAUAGCAGACCUUCAUCGCCAUCACCUUCACUAAAGACAUAUAGUCGUCCUAAUUCUACUCAUAAUUCAUUAUCAGACCUUUUAUCUGACACAGAGGGACGAAUAUCUAUGGUGUCAACUUCGGCACUAGAAUCAUCCGAUAAAGAAAAAGAUUAUAUAAUGAAGUUAAAACAUAUGGCUGAAAUGUUAAACGAAAGUGAAUACCAAGUACAGAAAUUAAUGGAACAAGAAAAGUUUUUAAAAGAAGAAAUAAGAAAAUUAGAUCGUACAGAAAAACGGCAAAAUUUAAACGUGGAGUACUUAAAAAACGUUGUACUUAAAUUUUUUGAAACUAAUCCUGUGGAUCGUGAGCCAUUAGUUCCUGUAAUAUCAACUAUAUUACAACUAAGUCCAGAGGAAACAAUGAGCUUAAAAGAGAAUGCAAUACUUAGUCCCUCUAGUCCAGUUGUAUUAGGAUUUGGCGUUUUAUAG